Penicillium chermesinum is the source of this 789-nucleotide messenger RNA. Its product is annotated as biliverdin-producing heme oxygenase. Gene Ontology annotation, biological process: heme oxidation. The coding region runs from base 1 to 789 and encodes 262 amino acids. The transcript has 2 exons. The record is from RefSeq and is a predicted model, not a curated record. Lineage: Eukaryota; Fungi; Ascomycota; Eurotiomycetes; Eurotiales; Aspergillaceae. Gene Ontology annotation, molecular function: heme oxygenase (decyclizing) activity.
AUGGCGGAGGAAACUCUCUACAGUCGACUCCGUCGUGUCAUAAAAGAGCCCCAUGCAGCCAUACAUCGGAUAAACCUCUCCCGGCUUCCUCUCUGUUUGCCACCAAAUGCAUCCCAGCCAACCCUAUACGCUUUGGGGUUAUCACGCUAUGCCGAGUUGUACUUUGGCGUCGAGGCAGAGUGGGUCGCGUGCACUGGCGAACCCAUCGAGUGGAUCGCAUAUUUCGACGUCCACCAGGUGCACGCGAUCGAUGACACGGAGCGUGUCCGAGCUUUGCUGAGACUGCUCUACAUGCCGGAAAUCCCGAGGACAAAGCCCCUUGAGGCCGACAUCGCUUUUCUAUCCGCGAUGAACACAGUCCGCCUAGAGCAGUUCCAUGCCCAGAACCCAGGCAGUCGGAUCCGGGAACAGAUCCGACAACGGGUCAGAGGCCACCCACACCGCCUGGUAGCAUACAUUUGGAUCAUGUAUUCCGCACUGCUCUAUGGGGGCGACAGGAUCUUGGGACUACUCAAGGCCUAUCCAGCAUUUUGGGACUUGUCCCGAGCAGAAUUGGAGUCCGACCGAACUCCCACGCCUCUCUCGUUCUGGCAUAUUGAUGACAGUGUCACUGUGAAAGAAAAGUUUCGCGACGCAAUGGCAAACUUAGACCAAUUCCUUACGCCAAAGGAACAAGAAGAUAUACUUGACGAGUCCCUGCUUAUCUUUCUUCAGUUUAACACCCUAACAUCGCGUUUAGACGAUGAAGCUCAGCAGUUUCGCGACCAAGCCUCCGCCCCAAGCUCAUGA